This is a messenger RNA of Diorhabda carinulata, 2998 nucleotides long. Its product is annotated as venom serine carboxypeptidase-like. The record is from RefSeq and is a predicted model, not a curated record. The transcript is spliced from 2 exons. Lineage: Eukaryota; Metazoa; Arthropoda; Insecta; Coleoptera; Chrysomelidae. Gene Ontology annotation, biological process: proteolysis. The coding region runs from base 80 to 1474 and encodes 464 amino acids. Gene Ontology annotation, molecular function: serine-type carboxypeptidase activity.
AAUUAUUAUCUCAAAAUCCAACACACUUCAUUUCAACUCAAGUUCUCCUUUAUUUCGAUCAGUUCGAUAAUUCAUAACCAUGUAUUCAUCAAUUGUAUCAAUAGUUUUGCUUUUUUUAUACCUUACUAACUUGAAUUUAGUGAAUAUUGAAGCUAAAGAAUUAAAAUAUGAAGACAACAAUUCUGGAAAUCCUUUAUUCCUAACACCACUAAUUGAAAAUAACCAGAUAGCAGAAGCGAGAAGUCUAGCUGAAGUACCAUCUGAUAUUUUUAAAAAUGUAAAAAGUUACUCAGGAUAUUUCACAGUAGAUAAAAAUUUUGAUUCAAACUUGUUCUUUUGGUUCUUCCCAGCUAAAGAAGAUUAUGAAAAUGCCCCUGUGCUACUUUGGUUACAAGGAGGUCCAGGUGCUUCAUCGUUGUACGCUGUAUUUAAAGAAAACGGGCCAUUUUUGAUGAAAUCAGAGCUGGAGUUAAAUCCUUACUCUUGGACAAACACCCACUCAGUUAUAUACAUCGACAAUCCAGUACAAACAGGUUACAGCUUUACAGUUAAUGGUUUUGCUCAGAACGAAACGAAAGUUGGUGAAGAUCUUUAUGAAGCAUUGAAACAGUUUUUUACCCUUUUUCCUGAGUUACAAACUAACGAAUUCUUCGUAACUGGUGAGUCGUAUGGAGGUAAAUAUGUUCCAGCAGCUUCUUACACUAUUCUUAAAAAGAACCCAACUGCUGAUUUUAAGAUAAACUUGAAAGGUAUGGCUAUUGGAAACGGAUUAUGUGAUCCUGAGAAUCAGAUGAAAUAUGGUGAAUAUCUGUAUCAAAUUGGACUGGUAGAUACGUCAGGGAAAGAGCAGAUUGAAAAUCUUGAAAACGAUUUAAUAACAGCCAUACGCAAUAAAGACUUCAACAAAGCUUUCCUACUAUUUGAUGAUCUGUUAAAUGGAGAUCUGAAUGGAGGAAAUACUCUUUUCAAGAAUUUAACGGGCUACAACCACUACUUCAAUUAUUUGUACAAUGAGAAUCCUGAGAAUAACGAUGUGGAUAUGAGUUACACUGAAUUCCUUCAAACUUCAGAUGUACGUAAAGCAAUUCAUGUUGGAGAUUUGAUUUACCAUGAUGGUGUGGAAGUUGAACAACAUUUGGUAGAAGAUUUAAUGCAGUCUGUAGCUCCUUGGAUUUCAGAAUUGCUUAGUAAUAUAAGAGUUCUUUUUUAUAAUGGUCAAUUAGAUAUUAUAGUCGCUUAUCCUCUGACUGAAAACUUUUUGAAACAUUUGGACUUUGAUGCUGCUGAAGAAUACAAAACGGCUGUUAGGCGUAAAUGGUACGUUGGGAACGAAUUAGCAGGAUAUAUCAAACAAGCAGGAAAUCUAACUGAAAUUGUUGUUAGAAAUGCAGGACAUAUGGUACCUGGAGAUCAACCUGAAGUAGCACUGGAUCUUAUUACAACAUUUACUAGAAAUAAGAUUAAUCAAAAUUAGAAACUUCAAUAAAAACAAAAUUAUCAACUAUUAAGGAAUUAAAUAAACUUUAUUUCUUGAUAUUAUUUUGAAAUAACUUAUUUUAGUUUCUUAAAAGGAGAUGAUGAUUUAUAGGUUUACUAUUUUUUCAAUAAUAAAAAUUAUAUAUUUUACAAAAUAUUGUCGAUUUUCAUAAGAAAAAUUAUGAAACAAAGAUUAACAUUAAAAGAUGCAGAUGCAGAACAUUUAGAUCCAUAGCAUUGUAAUUUCUCUCCACUCCUUUCAGUCCCUUGCUUUUUCUGUCCAGUUUUGGAUGUUUUUCCUUUUAAGAUCUUCCACUACUUCCUUCCACUGUUUUUUGGUCUACCUCUUUUACUCUGGUAACUUCCAUGUAGCUCAUUUCAAGGGUCAGUCUUUGUCCAUUCUUUCUAAGUGACCUAGUCAUUGUCUUUAUAAACGUGCUGAUUGGUGACUCAUUGAAAAGUGUGUAAAAUAUCCUGGUUUGAUCUUUUCCCUAUCCUAGCUCUGUCUGCUUUCUUACAAAAAUACUUAGUAUUUUUCUCUCCCAAAUUUCUAAUUUAUGUUUAGUUUUAUAUGUCAUUAUCUAGGUUUUACAGGUGUAUGUCAGGUUGGACCUCAAAAUUGUCUUACAAAUUCGAACUUUUGUGGUUCUGGAUAUCUCUUUUGAUAUUAAUAUCUUCCAAGACACACACACGGCAACUGUUACUUUUGGCAAUUUAAGUUCAAUUUCCUUCUUCUUGACAUUUUUUAUCUAGUAGUACACACAAAUACAUGAAAUUUUCUAUUUCCUUGAAUUCUAUUAAUGUCCCAUUGUUUUUAUGUACUUUGAAAUGGUUUUUUGUCUUGCUUCUACAUUUAUUUUUUAUUUCCAUAAACUUUGUUUUAUCAUUAUUGAAGUGUAGGCCUAUCUCUUUGCUGCUAUUAGUUGUUUUGUGAUUUCUUCAAGCUUUCUUCUGUUUCUUGCUCAACAUCACAUUAUCAGCAUAAACAUUAAAAGAUACAUAUGAACAAUCUUUAUACUAAAAAAAUAAAGAAUCUUUAAAUAAAUUUCAUGUAAAUUAUAUUUUCUUUUUUAACAAUUAUUUUAAUUCAUCAUAAACCAAUCUAUUAUAAUUAAUAAUCUGAAAGAGUUGAGUAAAAUAAAAGCUUGCAAUAAGUUUUUUGUCUUUCUUAAUUAAGCUCUUAAAAACAUAAUUUUUGGGCUAUGAAAUAAGAAUAUCAGUACUAACUGUACUCUGUACUUUUUUGUUUUAUUCAAUAGACUAAUAUUUACAAAACAGAAGCUACAUAAUGCAGUUCGGAAGCUAUUCUUUACCAUUCAGAAACUUGGAUAAAAAAUCUUUAGGUUUUGGCUCUAUUGUAUCUUUAAAGUAUGCCAUUAUGUGUGAUUUUUGUUUCCAAACAUUAACCACUUCCUUUAGUUCCAUUUGGCCCUAUAACGUCAUUACAAAACCAUUAAGUUUUAGCUAGUAUGUAUAAAUAAAAAAUAAAAAUGAUACCUUUAUAACCAACAUAUCAAUCAAU